Messenger RNA from Ooceraea biroi (clonal raider ant), 1344 nucleotides. RefSeq lists its product as uncharacterized. Lineage: Eukaryota; Metazoa; Arthropoda; Insecta; Hymenoptera; Formicidae. Gene Ontology annotation, molecular function: nucleic acid binding. The record is from RefSeq and is a predicted model, not a curated record. Gene Ontology annotation, biological process: DNA integration.
AUGUGCAAGGUGGUGCAAAAACGCGCUUUUAUUGAUGAAUAUAGGGCUUUAUCUGAGGGUAAACCAAUUAAUCCCAUCAGUUCCUUGCUUUCUUUGUCUCCAUUUAUAGACGAACAAGGCUUACUCAGGGUAGGCGGUAGAUUGAAAAAUUCAAACCUACCAUACAACGCGCGUCACCCGAUACUUUUGCCGCGAAAUCACGAUUUAACCAAGCGCAUCAUAAAGUACGAACACAGCCGAAAUAUGCACGCCGGCACGCAAGCUACAAUGGCCGCGGUCAGACAAAGAUUUUGGCCUGUGUCUUUGAGAUCAACCACACGAAACAUAUUGUCAAAGUGCAUAAUGUGUUUUAAAGCCAAACCUGCGCAAUCAGAAGCUAUUAUGGGUUCACUGCCGGCCAGCCGAACCACAGCUUCAAAACCAUUCUCGAAAUGUGGCGUCGAUUAUGCUGGUCCUCUUUUUUUGAAAGAAAAUAAGCGACGUAACGCACGAAGCUCCAAAGCAUACAUUUCGAUUUUCGUGUGCUUCGUAACUAAAGCAGUUCAUAUUGAAUUAGUUAGUGAUCUUACUUCGGAAGCUUUUAUCGCGGCAUUAAAGCGAUUUAUUUCCCGUAGAGGAAAACCUAGUCACAUAUAUUCAGAUAACGGCACUACGUUUGUCGGAACAAAGCGCCACCUCGAAGAAGUUUUUCAAUUUUUAAAUAAUCAAAAAAUGUUGGAUGAUAUUAAGGAAUUCCUUCGUAAUCAAGAAACUUCGUGGACGUUUAUUCCGCCAAACGUGCCUCAUUUCGGCGGGCUUUGGGAGGCGGCCGUAAAAUCCGCAAAAUACCAUUUAACACGUAUCGUCGGCAGGGCUAAUUUAACGUUUGAGGAAAUGCAAACCACGUUAUGCGAAAUAGAAGCAAUUCUUAAUUCCCGACCUCUCGUAGCUUUAAGCGAAGAUCCAAACGAUCUAUCAUAUAUUAGCCCGGGUCAUUUUUUAAUUGGCACAGCAAUGAAUGAUUUUCCAUGUCGCGAUUUACACGAUAUUAAUGAAAAUCGACUUACCCGUUGGAAUAGAAUAGAGCAAAUGAGGCAACACUUUUGGCGAAGAUGGAGCUCGGAGUAUUUGAGCUCAUUACAAGAAAAAUCCAAAUGGAAAAUCAAUAAGGGCAGACAAUUAGCGCUCAAUCAACUUGUAUUAAUUAAACAACAAGGAUUGCCCCCUUUGCAGUGGCUCAUAGGCUGCGUUCAUGAAUUACACAUAGGAACCGAUGGCGUAGCUCGGUCAGCUAUGGUAAAAACUUCGAAAGGAUUUUUUACACGACCUUUGGCAAAACUUUUCAUAUUACCGAUAGAUACGUAA